CAGUCGAGCGUCGGUUGUCGUCACGCGCGUAUCGUCGUACAGGGAGAAGCGCACACAUCGUCGCCGGCUGACUUCUUCCGCGAAAGAAUCACGAGCGACGGCGCACGCGGAGCGUACCGGCGUAAGGAAACGCGUUCACUUGGACGUAACGUCUCAGACUCGCGUAUCGGAGUAUCCUUCAUCACAACACUCGCGGCGAGACAUGACGGAGACAACAUUGACGGACUACGAGGAAGGCGUAUGCUUCGACGCGGACGAUCCGGACUUCGCGCCCCCGAUCAUUACGUUGGACAAUGUCAUCACGGCUCAAUGUUUGGUCAGCAACAAUGUCGUUGACGAAGUCAUCAGUCAAUCGAGUCAAGUCCGAUUCAAUCAGCUCAACAUGUCGGUCACCUCUGUGCAGCCCACUACGGAGAGCCUUUCCCGCCACGGGAGUAACAUCUCCUUGUGCCACAGCCUGUGCGGGAGCGUGGACGAUGGCCUCCAAGGCUCGCAUCCUCAGUAUCAGGACACGAUCGUGACGAUAGAGGAGCUGCGGGCUCAGCUGAACUCCUGCUUCACAUGCGGAGUGUCGUGGAGCGAGGAGCAUGUCUCUUUGGACUGCAGCGAGUGCGGCGGCUAUUCCCUGCAACGGCCGUGUCCGCUCUGCGACGGUCGCUGCCACACCGCGUGGAAGCGCGACCUCACCAUGUCGCAUGCAAGCGGCAAGGCGAGAUGGAUCGGUGAGUGCGGCCUGAGCUGCGGACCCUCGUUGGAGGAAUCGCUCGUGCCCGCGUUGGAGAAAUUGCGAGCUACCUCGUGAACGGCGUCGUCGACGGCCGGCCCCCAAGCCACCGACACAAUGCACAAGACUUAAUCCAUCACUCCAUCUAGCGUCACCCACCAUCAUCGCGUGUGAGAGGAACAGAGAGAGAGAGAAAGAGAGAGAGAGAGAGAGAGAGAGAGAGAGAGAGAGAGAGAGAGAGAGAGAGAGAGAGAGAGAAAGCGAGAACGUGUGAAUGCAGAUCGUGCGUGAUAUGGAUUAUGUUCCUGAGGAGAGGGCGGCUGACGAGAGAAAGAAAGAGAGAGAGAGAGAGAGAGAGAGAGAGAGAGACGAGCGGGAACAAAGCAAAAAGAACUCCAGCUCCCGUGACUGUUCUCUCUCUCUCUUUCUCCCUCUCUCCCGAAGAUACAAAACCGGACCCGGUUUAGUUUCUCGGCAUCGGAGACCACCGUCGUCGUCGUUGUUGUCGUCGUCGUCAUCGUCGUCAUCGCCUUCCCGGCGAAAGCACAAUGCUGCACGGCAGAGCUGACUUCUACGUCGCUGCGAACUGAUUGAAAGCGUCGCGCGGACCACCAGAGCGAAGAGAUUACUACCACCGUGCCAUCCGAUUCUCGAAUGGAGCUUGCGAUCUGAACUUUCUUCAUUCGCUGCCCGGGUUGAAAAUCACAAGCAAGGCCACCUGGAUCGAUCGCCGAAUCUUCCUUCGGCGGUCCCUUGAUCGUCGAUGAUUCCUUGGCUGGAGCCCCACCACCAGCUGUCCCUCUUUCGUCGCCGCGUAAUCUUCUUUCUUCAGACACGCACCAUUAUAUUAUCGCACAUCUGUUAGAUCGGGAAAAAAGGCUACUGUUUCCUUUGAGAGACAGCUUCUUCUGCACGACGCUGAGAUCGCGAGAUACUUUUCAAUUCACCAAACCGUCUCUAAAAAAAAGUUGAGGAGCCUUUUCACUCGCGAAUACACGCAGACGGCGUCUGAAUAGAGGUUCGAGACUCUGUCCUUUAGAAUUGUAGAUUCUAAACCGAGUUCUAAACAGUUCAACGGCGAACGAAAGAGACACGUUGGCGCGUGUGUACGUGUAGCGUUGAUGAGAAGUCGGCUAGGCGUGGAACCGUGUAUGUACGGGACACACUCGAAUAAUUCCGUCUGGGUGCGUCUCGCAUUUAUCCGGCUUGCUGUAUAUAUAAAUAACGUUCGAGAGGUCACGCGAACAGUUAGCGCAAUUUUCAUCGUUGUUCGCGAGACAGUUUUUAAUUUCCGGACUUGAGCGUGUAGCACUCUCCGAGCGACCGUGAUUCGCUCGCUCGCUUAAUUGCGGUGUAAUUUUGCGAACACUCCACCGCGCUAUACUCAUCGAAGACUCGUUGCGAAUAUACCUUGACGAUUUUUUACACAGACGGAAAUCGUUCAGUACUCUGCAUUUUCCCUUUUAUGUUUCUCUUCAUUAUUUCCCCCUCCCCCCUCCCCCGAAGAUAUAUUCGUCGCUCGCGCGACUCGAGCGAGCUCGAUGGACGGUAGCUUUUAGAGACUUUUGAUCGUUCCUACACGUAAUAAUAUAUCCUGACGAGCCGGGACUUUCAUUUUACUUUUUUACGUAACGCAAGUUACAAAUCUUCGGCCUCUCUUGUCGCGAAAGGAGUGCGUUUGCAUUAUGCGAAUUUUACUAGGAUAAUUACUAGGCGAGAAAUUAAUCGCGACUUGAAGCGAUCUAAUGUGCGCAAAGCCGACGAGCGGUUUUCGCGCAAAAGAGCACGACGUAUCGAUGCUAUAUAGGAUGAACUGUAAUUUGGUAUCUCACUUUAGAUCGUCGCUAUAUCACCGACGAGAGACGAUCCCGAGCUUUGCGAAUGUAUACGAUGAGAGAGAGAGAGAGAGAGAGAGAGA
Harpegnathos saltator (Jerdon's jumping ant) is the source of this 2642-nucleotide messenger RNA. It is a transcript of the gene Pino, whose product is annotated as protein pinocchio. The record is from RefSeq and is a predicted model, not a curated record. Bases 203 to 802 code for a protein of 199 amino acids. Lineage: Eukaryota; Metazoa; Arthropoda; Insecta; Hymenoptera; Formicidae. The transcript has 6 exons.